This is a messenger RNA of Ochlerotatus camptorhynchus, 1542 nucleotides long. RefSeq lists its product as uncharacterized. NCBI's taxonomy places the organism in Eukaryota, Metazoa, Arthropoda, Insecta, Diptera, Culicidae. Gene Ontology annotation, molecular function: nucleic acid binding. Bases 1 to 1542 code for a protein of 513 amino acids. The record is from RefSeq and is a predicted model, not a curated record. The transcript has a single exon. Gene Ontology annotation, biological process: DNA integration.
AUGGCUUACGUGCUACGAUUCAUUUUCAACGCGACCAAGAAGGGAGAAAGACGCAGUGGUCGAUUAACUCAACCUGAGCUGGAUGAUGCCGAAAAUGAAGUCCUGAAGCAGGUCCAAAGAGAAGCCUUUGCGGGUGAGGUAACGACGCUUAAAAAUAAUCAAGUACUACCGGAGGACAAGAAGGAAUCGAUUGACAGAUCGAGCAUCGUUUACCAACUGAUGCCAAUGAUGGAUGAACGGGGUUUGAUGCGCCAAAACAGCCGGAUUGCAGCGGCGAAGGAUAUUCAUCACAGCGUGCGCUUUCCAGUAAUCCUGCCAAGAAAGCAUCGGUGCACGGAACUUCUGGUCGCACGCUAUCAUCGGCUCUACCGUCAUGCAAACUCCGAAACGGUAGUGAACGAAGUCCGCCAGCUGUUCAUCAUACCGAAACUGCGAUCGGUGGUAAAGCAGAUUGGACGAAGCUGCCAAUUCUGCAAAAUUCGUAAGGCACUCCCGACUAUUCCUCCGAUGGCACCACUGCCACCAGCACGGUUAGCCGUACACAACCGUCCAUUCAGCUACGUAGGAGUGGACUACUUCGGCCCAUUGUUAGUCAAGCAGGGCCGCUCGAAUGUGAAAAGGUGGAUUGCGCUCUUCACUUGCUUGACUGUGCGCGCCGUUCACCUUGAAGUGGCAUACAGCCUAUCAGCUGCGUCAUGUAUUUGCUGCAUCCGACGGUUUGUCUGUCGCCGAGGAUCACCGGUGGAGUUUUUCAGUGACAAUGCUACGAACUUCCAUGGGGCUGAACGACAGCUCCGUGAGCAGAUCAACGAAGGAGUAUCAGCAACGUUCACCAGUGCCAACACGAAGUGGACCUUUAUUCCGCCAAGCGCUCCGCACAUGGGCGGUGCAUGGGAGCGACUCGUCCGUUCAGUGAAGACGGCGAUAGGGGAUGCGUACCGCGAAGGAAAACUCAACGAUGAAGAGCUGCAGACCUUGAUCGUGGAGGCAGAGGGCAUUGUAAACACCAGACCACUUACGUACAUACCACUUGAUUCAGCGGAAUCAGACGCUCUUACGCCGAACCACUUUCUACUCGGGAGCUCGAAUGGGGUAAAGCAGCCAAGCGUGGGUAUCGAAGUUCAACAGCGGGCUUCUCGGGACUCAUGGGACCGCAUCCAGCGACAACUCAACCGGUUCUGGCAACGCUGGCUGAAAGAAUACCUGCCGGUGAUUCGGAAGCAGACUAAGUGGUUCAACGAAGCUCGACGUGUGGAAGUGGGUGACCUUGUGCUGAUAGCAGACGAAGGCAAGCGGAACGGCUGGGUGCGGGGCAUCGUGAUCGAAUCGAUCAGGGCACCAGACGGCCACGUUCGCCAAGCUAUGAUCAAGACAACGAGAGGAGUUCUUCGUCGACCGGUAUUGAAGUUAGCGGUUCUCGACGUUAGGAAUAGCAGUGCGGUUAUGGAGUCCAGUGGACCGCACCCGGAGGAGGAUGUUGCCACAGGGGCACUUGCUCAACCGCCCGGUGAACUGGCAACCGGUCCAAUCAACUGUGCCUAG